This is a messenger RNA of Prorocentrum cordatum, 993 nucleotides long. The record is from the annotation of a GenBank genome assembly. NCBI's taxonomy places the organism in Eukaryota, Dinophyceae, Prorocentrales, Prorocentraceae.
AUGCCACCCAAGACGCCACUUGACCAGUUACCAUCGGCCUGCGAGGAGUUGAAGAGGGAGCUGCUCAAAGAUGGAGGCAGCAUCACGGGUGAAGUAAUCGCAGGUGUCGAACGCUCCCUGAGGUCUCGGGCCUUCAGCAGCCUCAACACCGUGCUGAAGAGCUCGCACUCGGAGAAGUACGUGGAGUACGGCAAGCUCGGAGGCGACGAGGAGCGUCGCGAGUGGCUUGCGGCAUUCAUCGUGGGCCCGAAGUCGGGCGGUUCGAUCAUGAGGAACGAGACUUCCAGGUCGUCCUCUUUCAUCGAGAAGGGCGAGCACGCGUGGAUGACGAUCGAGGAGUACGGGGGGCCAAUGGGGAUCAACAGUCCUGCACACGACGCCUGGGAGAAGCGGAGGACCGAGUCGGCCACGCUCACGACCCAGGCAGAGGUGCCAGAGGAUUCCGUCGAAGACAUCAAGAGUAUGAUGGAGAACCAUGGCUCGGUGGUCGUCCCGCAGGUGCAGCCCCCGUCGAAGAAGCGCCGCAAGGGCAAUGAGGCAGGCUCGGGCUCAGCAGCUGGCUCUGCUGGCGGAGGCGCUCCAGAGAAGACCCUGACCGAGGACGAGAAGAAGACGCUCGAGGACGAGAAAACCCUGGCCGAAGCUGAGAGCAACUUCAAGGACGCGAUCAAGAGGGCCAAGGUCCAGUACGACAAGGUGCAGAGGGAGCUCGGAGAGGUCAACGUCAUCGAGGACCGCAUGGCCGCGAAGACUUCCUGGGGUGAAGGGCCGCUGAACUAUCUGAGGUCGCAGACGCAAGUGCAGAAGGAUAACAAUGAUGUGCUGUUCAAGGUCUGGGCCGACAUGAAGAAGAUUGACAAGCUCGAUGAGGUGAAGUCGUACGCCGACCAGACCAAGACCAUCACCGACAAGAUGAAGGAGGUCGACGAUGCGUACAAGACGUAUCGCAAGGACGUACUGGCCGACUUCGCGAAGCUGAAGAAGUCGCAGUAA